Toxotes jaculatrix (banded archerfish) is the source of this 4680-nucleotide messenger RNA. RefSeq names its product sphingosine-1-phosphate receptor 3a (gene s1pr3a). NCBI's taxonomy places the organism in Eukaryota, Metazoa, Chordata, Actinopteri, Toxotidae. Gene Ontology annotation, biological process: G protein-coupled receptor signaling pathway. The transcript is spliced from 2 exons. Gene Ontology annotation, molecular function: sphingosine-1-phosphate receptor activity. Gene Ontology annotation, cellular component: membrane. The record is from RefSeq and is a predicted model, not a curated record. The coding region runs from base 353 to 1564 and encodes 403 amino acids.
AUGAGGAGAGAGGAGGAAAAGUUAAGAGGAGAUUUUAGGAAGAUAUUUUAGAGAUAAGAAGCUUUCGCGCGAGGAUAACAUAUAGACCUUUAACUGCACGUCGAAUAUAUUCAAUUUUUGUCAUUCACAUAUUUUGCACCAGGAUAUCUUUUACACGAGAGGGGAAAAAAAAUAACUUCGCCACUCCGCAGGGAUGCGUAGAUGAAGGCAGUAACCCCAAAAGGUACGGUCCCUUAUGAGGCUGUAAAAUGACUGCCCUAACACUGCCUAACACUGGCUGAGUAAGCCUGAAGUCCCUCUGCUGUGUCCAGUGCUGUGGCUCCCUCUGCUGUGUGACCGAGGAAGGCCAGGAAUGGCAGGCAGUACGGAGACAGUACUGGAGGAAGGGAUGAAUAUUGUCAUCGUCAAGCAUUACAACCACACAGGGAAGUGGGACCGGCCGCGCAACAGUGAAGCCUGUAAGAUAGCUGUGCUGCUCUGCAUCUGCGUGCUGAUUGUCCUGGAGAACAUCACGGUCCUCCUUGCUCUCUGGAGGAACAAGCGCUUCCACAGUCGCAUGUAUUUCCUCAUCGGAAACCUGGCACUGUCAGACCUGCUGGCUGGUGUGGCCUAUGUAGUUAACAUCUUUACUUCAGGACGUAACACCUUCUUCCUGACACCAAGACAGUGGCUGGCUAGAGAAGGGAGCAUGUUUGUGGCCCUCAGUGCCUCCACGUUCAGCCUUCUGGCCAUUGGGAUUGAGAGGCACAUGACUAUGGUGCGUCUGCGUCCAUGUGAGACGGCAGGUCGAGGGAGACUUCUAGGGCUGCUUGCAGCUUGCUGGCUGGUGUCAGUGCUUCUCAGUGCCCUGCCCAGCCUGGGGUGGAACUGCCUGGACAACCUGAACUCCUGCUCCACAGUGCUGCCGCUAUAUGCUAAGAGUUACGUGGCCUUUUGCAUUAGUGUCUUCAGUGCCCUGUUGGUGGCUAUCAUUAUCCUCUACAUCAGGAUCUACCGCCUGGUGACCUCUAGCGGCCGCAGGGUGAGCAGCCGGCCUUCCGAGCGCUCACUGGCCCUUCUGCGGACAGUGGUUAUUGUUCUUGGAGUGUUUGUCAUAUGUUGGGCCCCCCUCUUCCUCCUGCUGCUGCUGGAUGUGGGUUGUAGCCCACAUAAGUGCCCUGUGCUCUACCAGGUGGACUGGUUCAUUGCCCUGGCCGUGCUCAACUCUGCCCUCAAUCCUCUGAUAUACACUCUGUCCAGCAGGGAGAUGAGGGCCGCCUUCUUUCGGCUGCUGUGCUGCUGUCAGACCAGCAUGGAACCCACUGGGACUACUGUGGUGGGCAACCCCCACCUGGGCACAGUCAUCCCCACAGCAGAGAACAGCAAAACCAGUUUGGGUGGAGGAGGGGGCAGUGGGGCUGGCAAAUCCACAGUGAAUAGAGGAAAGGUUGCCACACCUAUGAACUCUGAAAAUAAGCAUGGAGAUCCCUCUGCGACUGCUGUGCCCCACCCCUCUGGGCCUGCAGACCUUCUAUCAGCUGUGCUGGUGAAGGCAGGGGCACUGCCGCCCCUCAGCAAGUUCUGAGUGAAAGCACCUUAAUGAGGUCUUAUGGAAGUAGACAUAGAACUGACAUAGUCCUGCUAUCAGCCACUUUUUGUUUAUGCACUAUGGUCAGUGUAGCAAGGAUAUGAAUAGCAAAACUAUUCAGACUGAACCAAACAAAUCCAGAUUGUAGAGUACAAUCAAAAUCACUUAAAGCCACUAUUUAGCAGUAAUUCAACCAUAUUAUUCACAACACCAAACAUAUUGCAAUGCAUAAAUUUCAAAACUAUGAAAAAUUGUAGGACAGUUUCUUGGACUUGGACUAAACCAAUCCCUGAAGUAAAUGUCUUGGCUUAAUCUGUCCAUGAGAUUAGUCUUGGUAAUAUUUCAAACAAUAACGAAGUAUAAUGAACUUUUUUAGUGUUGUGUCUGUCGUUGUGUUUAUUUCAUUUUGUCAUUAGAUGCAGAAAAAGAUCAAAUUGGGGCACUUUUUUCAUGUCCUAUAUAAAAAUACUCUUGAAACACUUGCAUUUUCCAUCACAAGUAGACUUAGUAAAUGUAUUUAUUUUCUAUGAAAACAUCUGGCAUCUUAAUACUAUAAACUAUUUGGUAUAUUGUUUUGCUUCGUCCGCAUAAAAACAUCAUGGUACUAGGACUUUAUUAUUAAUUGUGUGAUGAUUUGAGAUGCACUAUAAGAGAAAAGACGACUAAAGGUUAAUUUGUCAGACUAGCGGCCUCAUGAGGCUGUGAUGCUCAUUACACACACAGAAAAUAAAAUGGCUAGAUGACAUUGCCAUUUUUAGAUUCUUACCACCAAUGGGCAAGAACAUCAAGUUUGUCCUGACGGUGGUGCUAACUGGGAUAGGAAAAGCGAUGUUUUUAAACCAGAAGGGUUCAAAUAUUAUUACAAUGGCCAUGUUUGGUCAUUUCAGGCUCAGCUCUUCACUACCACACUUGAUUUAUCUUUCAUCAGUCUAAGUUCUACUGUGUCAGCAUCAGCUGAACUGUGAGAUGAAUUAGCGUGCUAAUAACUACACUCGUGGACUUUUUUGCUUCUCAUCAGCACAUCUAGAAACCACUCACACGUCAACUAACCACUAGUGAAUAGGAGUAUUGGAUGUGAAUAAUUUAAUGGUGGUAGACUGUAAAUAACGAUUCUGUCUGGGGUGAUGUAGUGCCUGAUACUAUUAUAUAGCAAAUAAAAUAAAAUCCUGUUCCCUUUUAUGAGAUUUUCUCAUGUGUCAUGUUGUUAUAUUAAAUCAAGUCUCUGUGCUGAUCCUCUCUGUGCUGAUAAAUUCUCAGGGAACAUACAAGAAACCCAGUGGUAGUGAUUUGGUCUGUGUCUUUUGUACCAUGUUACUGGGAGAUUUUUGCUUGUAUCAACCUGUUGUAGUGGAGGUUCACAUAAAAGCUUAAGCUAUACAUAUAUUCAUGUAGAAAUGCUCUGGUCGGUUUACCAUGUGCUAUUCGGACAGAAGAGAAAUGUCAUCUGACUUAACCCGCUGCACUCAUUUAAUAUACUAAUAGGAAGCUGACUGAUGCUCUCUUAUUCAGAUUCAUGGACAGACCUUGGUAAGGCAGUGAUGAAUAAUGCAGAGGAACUUUUGAUACCUAUUUUAACUUGGGGUUUUCGGUUGGGUGAGGUCAUAUUUGGCAUUAGUCAUAAAUCUUACUUUGAAGAGCUUCCAGUUAUUGUGAAAUACAGAAUGUCCCAUCUUCAAUUAAAUUCUCUGGAACUUCCAGGUUAUCUAGUACGUUAAACUAGUUAGAAAAACAGUUUGCCAGAGGUUUUCUUACAUUUUUUUGUCACAAUUUUUCUUGUUAAAACACUAUAUGUAUGAUGAUUAUCACAUCACACACAUUUACAGGAUGUGUUUGAACAAAUAAAGAGUUACUGAUGUAGCAUUAUGAAAAUACUUUACUUAUCACAGAAUUGAUAAAGCACUUUAUUUGGAAGUGGCUUAUAGUUUGUUUUCCAGAUGAAGACGCUGAAGUCAAGCAAAACCUGCUGCAGUGAAGGUUACUUUAAACCGAGCUGAUAGAUUGGGCUGAUAGCAACGCAGUUGGCUGUUCAUAGCACACUGCACAGCAAAAGACCAGACAGGACCUGACAGACUGGCAUUUCAUACUCACCUCAGCUAAAGGAUGUGUCUCUGCCGGCACCUCCAGUUUCUGAUGAAAAAAGACAGCAAGGAUGUAAUACCAGCCAAGCAUUUCCAGCUUAAAGGUCACUGACUGCUUCCUGUCAGAAGCGCUCGAACACUCUUUUCCCCGAAUUAGCCAGGGAUGAUCGUGACCUUAUGCCAUGUGGAACAUUAGAAAAUGCCAGAAUGUUGAGCUGUGUAGAGUUAUUUGCAGUCAGUGAGUCGCCUGCUUCCUGCAUGCUUUUCCUUACUCUCAUCUUCCCUGCUCAAUUUGUCAUCCUCUCCCUCCUUGAUUCAAAUCCUCAUUAGAUUUAGUCUCAUUAAUAUUUUUUUCUUUUUUUGUUGUUUUGCUGUUAAUUGAUUGAUUUAAAGUUGAAUUGCUCCAAAAAGACAGAGGUACUGUGGUUUCAAGCUUUUCAUUUUCAGCAGAGUUGUCAGGAACAGCUAUUAAAUAGCAGGUGUGCCAGCUCAAUUAGACAAUUGGGGUUUAUACUUUGGAAUAUACAAAAUCUAAUGGAUCUCCUGGAAAGGAUCAUGACAAAACUGGAUUUGGAAAACCUUCUGGUAUAAGCAAGAAGGACUUUUGUCCUAAAAUAUGGAUCCCUCCACUAUUAACUGAUCCUAAAAUGUGAGACAAUUCAUGAAAAAGACAUUAAUCCGUGGACCAUAUAAAAAAAAGCCACACACACAUAAAUUAUUGACCAAAGUGAAUACUGGGACAUCCUAUUUAAAGAGGAAUAUGACAUUGGCAGAUAUAAACUGUCUUCGUUUACAUGAUGUUUAGAGCUCUGGGUGAUGCAUAUAUGUUGAUGAUUUAGUAGCUAUUGUUUCCUGACAACACUUACUGUCACUGAUGAUGGGUUAAUUAAACCCCGAAGACUGAAACUGCAACAAUGUCUCUGUCCUUUUUUUCACUUAACUCUAAAUUCAGCUAAACAGCCAAAUAAAUAACUGUUAUUAAAUUAACGGUUGUUAAGAGAGAAAAAUAAUAAAUAAGCCACAUGUUGAAAAUUA